Molecule: messenger RNA, 2409 nt
Organism: Pelobates fuscus (common spadefoot toad)
Lineage: Eukaryota; Metazoa; Chordata; Amphibia; Anura; Pelobatidae
Product: cytochrome P450 2G1-like
Exons: 9
Coding region: 969-2336 (455 amino acids)
Biological process (GO): xenobiotic metabolic process; epoxygenase P450 pathway
Cellular component (GO): intracellular membrane-bounded organelle; cytoplasm
Molecular function (GO): oxidoreductase activity, acting on paired donors, with incorporation or reduction of molecular oxygen, reduced flavin or flavoprotein as one donor, and incorporation of one atom of oxygen; heme binding; iron ion binding
Source: RefSeq, a predicted model, not a curated record
GUCACAGACUGUCUUAAAGAAUCCAGGGCUUAUUAAUACUAAAUAAUGCUUAUUAAUUCAUAAAUGUAGAAAUAAAAUGAACUUGUUUCAUAUGCUGUAUAUUGUUUAGUAGUUGAGUUACAGCAUAGUCAUUAAUCUAUACACUGUGUUCACUUACUAAACAAGCAGGUAAUAUGAACUUAAUAGACAGUCUCCAAAUUCAGCCCAUAGCUGUAUAAAUAUUAGGAGUAAAUAUACAGACUGGAGCUCGGUGGAUUGAAACCCUACUGCUCACAGCCUGACAGUUAGUCACAAAACCAGGAAUUGACAGUAAUUGAGCAGGAUUGCAAAUGUUUAUAUUAAACAAGCCAAGUCGAAAACAAUCACUGGACAGUUAGAAAAUCUUCUGAUCUGGCUUAAAAUUUUAAUACAUGGGCCAACACAGGCUCCCUGAGAAAUUCUACUCUAAUGACUGAUCUUACAAGUCAUACCAUAGUUAAACUACAACACAAGACAGGAAAGAGGAAAAGGCAAGGAUGCCCCCUAGUGCCAAUCCACUGCAGGGUCUGAAGAAUGUUUCCCAUUCAGUGGGAAUGUUUCCGUUUUAUUCUUAUUGGGAACUUUUUGGAAUUCAAAGUGAAUUUAAAAUUUGAGGCCGAUAUAUUCCAACUGAAAAUAAAACUCACUAGGGUAACAUUUUCAAAUUUUGUGGCUAUUUUUGACUCUAAUUGGAAAUUCAUUUUGAAUAUGUGAGAGUUAACAUUUUAGUGCCAAAACCUCGAUGUGCAGUGACUGUAAUAUAAAAUAUAUUAUAAAAACACAGUGCACUGCGACAAGGUCAAACAUGCGCAACAGUUAGCGAAAUGAUAACCAUCCAAAUUUCACAAACCGGUUUUAUCCCAGUAUAGUAAAGUCAGAAAAUGAUAUUGUCCUAAACAGGCUGAUUAGUGAGGCCGACGAGAAAAGAACUGACUCCUUUGUGGCGGUUUAUGUUACAUCACAGGUUACAGAGAGCCAAGAACACUGAUAAAACUGAUGAUAUCUGGCAGCUUGCUGAGAAGUAUGGUCCAGUAUAUACUGUCUAUAUGGGGAUGGAGAGAGUUGUGGUGCUCUGCGGUUAUGACAUGGUGAGGUCAGCUCUGAAUGACCAUGGUGAACUGUUUAGUGCUCGGGGACAUUUGCCAAUACUGAAAAGGAUGAGCUUAGGAGGUCACGGGGUCAUUUAUAGUAAUGGUGAGCGCUGGAAGCAGCUGCGGCGAUUCUCUUUAAUGACAAUGAGAGACUUUGGGGUGGGAAAGAAAAACAUUGAGCAGAGGAUCCAGGAGGAAGCGUAUUUCCUUACCGCAGAAUUACGAAAAACCAACGGUCAGCCCCAGGAUCCCAAAUUUUAUUUCAGCAGAACUGUGUCUAAUGUGAUUUGUUCGGUUGUUUUUGGAAAGCGAUUUGAAUAUGAAAACGAGAAUUUCCUCAGACUAUUAAAUCUAAUAUGUAUAAUGUUUAUAAAUGCAAAUUCUUUUUGGGGACAGAUGUACAAUGUGUAUCCAAAAUUAAUGGAGAAGCUACCGGGGCCCCACAACAAAUUCUUCAAAGCAGUUGAUCAGGUUCAGGAAUUUAUUGCUGAAAGAAUCAAAAUGCAUGAAGAGACCCUGGAUCCAACUUCUCCCAGAGACUUCAUCGACUCUUUCCUUAUAAAGAUGGAGCAAGAGAAGGAUAAACCAAACACUCACUUUGACAUGGAUGCUCUUGUAAAUACGACCUUCGAUAUGUUUGUAGCUGGCACAGAAACAGUCAGUAUUACUCUGUGCUAUGGCCUGCUUAUCCUUCUCAAGCAUCCCGAUGUAGAAGAGCGGAUUCACCAGGAGUUGGAUCAGGUCAUUGGCAGAAACAGAGCUCCGUGUAUCGAAGACCGUUCUCGCAUGCCGUACACCGACGCGGUCAUCCAUGAGAUCCAGAGGUUCAUUGACCUCAUACCUCUUGGAAUUCCACACAAAGUGACUCAAGAUAUUGAGUUUAAAGAUUAUUUUAUCCCAAAGGAUACCACCAUCUACCCAGUGCUCAGCUCAGUGCUUCAGGACCCCAAACUGUUUAAAUAUCCGCAUGAAUUCAAGCCAAGCCAUUUCCUGGAUAGCGACGGCAAAUUCUGCAAGAAUGAUGGAUUUGUGCCAUUCUCAUCAGGGAAGCGGAUCUGUCUUGGAGAGGGCUUGGCUCGGAUGGAACUCUUCCUGGUUUUUACCACCAUUCUGCAGAACUUCACCUUGAGGUCCAUGGUGGCCACAGAAGAAAUUGACCUUUCCCCAGAGACAAGCGGAUUUGGGAAUUGUCCCCACCCUUACCAGCUGUGCUUCAUUGCUCGCUAAUUGCAUUCAAUUUUAUAUUUAAGUCACAAAAACCUAAUGCAUUCAAAAAUAAAUCUACUGAUUGUAACGCUGA